Messenger RNA from Trichomycterus rosablanca, 913 nucleotides. It is a transcript of the gene endou2, whose product is annotated as endonuclease, polyU-specific 2. NCBI's taxonomy places the organism in Eukaryota, Metazoa, Chordata, Actinopteri, Siluriformes, Trichomycteridae. Gene Ontology annotation, molecular function: RNA endonuclease activity. The coding region runs from base 1 to 837 and encodes 278 amino acids. The transcript is spliced from 6 exons. The record is from RefSeq and is a predicted model, not a curated record.
AUGAUCGAAAGUGACCCAGAGCUUUCAGCUAUGGUGCAAGAACUUUGGGACAAUGACAUCAAUCGCCUGAGACCCGGGACAGAUUAUCGAAUAUCUCUACAAGGAAAAGCACUGAACACCACUGAUGGGAGUGAAAUACCUGGCGUUCCCUUGUUCACUUAUGUGGAUGAGUCCAUCUUCAGAAAAGAGACGUUCCUGGCCUUCAUUUCUCUCCUGGAUAAUUACGAGAGUGAUGCUGGUGAACCAGAGGUUGUUACCCCAGAGGAGGAGGCAGAGAUUUACAGGUUUCUAGAUGCCGUCAUAAAGACUCCUGCAAUGAAGAUUGUCCAUAAGUAUUUAGAGAAGAAGAAUCUUUCUCCAGUGGAUGCAGAUGCAUUCAAGAAUCAGCUGUACCACAUCUGGUUUGAGCUGUAUGCCAGGAAAGGAUCCAUCAGACCAGACUCCUCAGGGUUUGAGCAUGUGUUUGUAGGUGAAACUAGAGGUGGACACACUGUUAUUGGAUUCCACAACUGGAUACAGCUGUAUCUGCAAGAGAAGCUUGGCCACAUUGACUACAAAGGUUACAGUGUACAAGUCAACUCUCCUCAGCCGGACGAGAACAAACACAUCUUGGCCCUGCAGUUCAGCUGGAAGAAUGGCAUCAAGCCCAAAGGGAGCAUCUUCAUCGGUGUGAGCCCGGAGUUUGAAUUUGCCCUGUACACCCUGUGUUUCCUUACAUCUCCCAACGAACGAGUCAAAGUAUCUUUCAGCCUGUACGAUGUGGAGAUUGUCUGCCACCACUAUAACCAAAAGCACAUAGGGACAACGUACCCUGUUUUAGUCAGAUACAGUGAGUAGGAGGAACUCUUUCUUAUGGGUUAUGAGUUUUGCCUUUUAUAUUUUUAUCUAAUAGAGAAAUAUCAACAAUAAAUAC